Messenger RNA from Sceloporus undulatus (fence lizard), 1030 nucleotides. It is a transcript of the gene NGB, whose product is annotated as neuroglobin. Lineage: Eukaryota; Metazoa; Chordata; Lepidosauria; Squamata; Phrynosomatidae. The transcript is spliced from 4 exons. Gene Ontology annotation, molecular function: oxygen binding; heme binding. The record is from RefSeq and is a predicted model, not a curated record. Bases 55 to 537 code for a protein of 160 amino acids.
GCUGCCUCUGCCUGCCUUGCCCUGGCCCUAUCCUCCGGGGAGCAGCCCAGCCCCAUGGAAGGUCCGGGACUCUCCAGCGCCGAGCAGCGCCUGGUCCGAGAGAGCUGGCAGCAGGUCAGCGCCAGGCCCCUGGAGCACGGCACCGUCCUCUUCGCCAGGCUUUUUGAUCUGGAUCCUGAUCUUUUGCCCCUUUUCCAGUACAACUGCAAGAAGUUCUCUACUCCCGAAGAAUGUCUUUCAUCACCUGAAUUUUUGGAGCACAUAAGAAAGGUAAUGUCAGUAAUAGAUGCAGCUGUAAGCCAUUUGGAAAAUUUGCACUCACUGGCGGAAUACCUUGCCAACCUGGGUAAAAAACACCAGGCAGUUGGUGUGAAGCUGGAGUCUUUUUCGACUGUGGGGGAGUCCUUGCUAUACAUGCUGGAAAAAUGCCAUGGCCCAGCUUUCAACAUGAAUGUACGUGAGGCCUGGACCAAGCUGUACAGUACUGUGGUGAAAUCCAUGAGCUGUGGCUGGGACAUUCCUGGAAAGGUGGAAUAAAGCAGUGGCUCAGAUGCUUGAGGGCUCUGGCUAUCAUGAUCAAGAACAGCUUGGAAGAGAGAGCACACUUACCUCUCCAUCUUUGUGUACUUCAGAGUAAUCACUUUCUUUCUCUCAACAGCUUAUAUCUCUCUUGUUUUCUUUUGCAUUCCACAUGCCUCUUAUGAAAAACAUGAUAAUGUUUCCAAACCUCUUUGUAGCAGCAGUUCUUCAUAUUAGUUUGCAGGGAGGCGGAGAAAGCCAGCUUGGAUUUACAGCUAGAGGAGAAGCAGAGAAUGAUGCAGUUUCCCCUCCGAAAAGGCUUUUUACAGACCUUUAUUCUCCAUCUCUUUACAAAGAAUAGUUAGAAGGAUCUCCUAGGACAGAAAGGUUAUUGCAUCAGCCAUUCCAUUAAGGGAGAGAACCUGAAGUUGUGAAGUGAACCAAUGGAGUGUGCAUUUCCUUGGAAUUAUCCAAGCAAUAUAGCUUUCUUUCUUUCUUUCUUUCUUUCUUU